UAUGGCGGGCUAGAUGAAGAGAGAGUAACAGCAUUUCCGGAUGUUGUCAGUCGUUUGAAGGGCUUCGUUGGCAUUAAACUUCACCUUUAGCACUCAAUAUGAAGCAGGCGGUAGAAUUCGAGGAGUGCUUGAAAGACUCUCCCCGUUUCAGAUUACAGAUCGAUCAAAAUGAACAAGAUAUCAAUGUUUUGGAAGUUGCUUUAGAAAAGCUCAUCAAGCUUUGUGGUGGAAUGGUAGAGACAGGGAAACAGUUCAACUUAUCCACCAGUGCUUUAGUGAGUGGUAUUGACAACCUGACAAAGUACUUUGCAGGAGAUGAGCUGGUGUCAUUCACACUGGACAAGUUCUCUUGUGCUCUGACUGAGCUUCAGAGCUUCCUAUCAAUUCUUUUAGAGCAAGCACAAAAAUCAAUCUCAAGCACACUGAGAACUUUUAUCAAAGAGGAAGUCAAGAAGGUUAAGGAUGCUAAAAAGCUGUUUGACAAAGUCAGUGAUGAUUUGGAUAAUGCCUUGACAAGAAAUGCACAGCUUCCACAUCACUGUAAGGCCUCUGAAGUGGAGGAGGUUAAGAAUGCAGUGAAAGCUAAUCAGACAUGUUUUAACCACACAGCAUUGGACUAUGCCUUCCAGAUCAACAUUUUACAGUCACGAAGAAGGAUUGAUGUUCUAGACACUAUUCUGAAGUUUAUGCAUGCCCAGUCAACAUAUUUUCAUCAAGGUUAUGAUUUGAUGAAUGAUUUAGAUGCAUACAUGAAGAGGGUGUCAAAUCAGGUGGAAGAAGUGUCAGUCCAGUUUACAAUGGACAAAAAAGAGAUGGAAGAAAGACACACAUUGGUCCAGAAAAUGGAGGAGAGUGGAUGCAUAGGAAGAAGAAACCUGAAUGAUGCAAGUGGUUUAGUAAUGGAAGGCUACUUAUUUAAAAAGAGCAGUAAUGCUUUUAGAAGUUGGCAUAGGCGAUAUUUCACAGUUCAGAAUAACCAACUGAUGUAUCAGAAGAGAUUAAAGGAUGAUCAAACAGUACUUGUUGAAGAUCUUCGAUUGUGUAAAGUUAGGCUUGCAGAGGAAACAGUGGAAAGAAGAUUUAUGUUUGAAGUGGUAUCACCAACAAAUAUCACUAGAUCAUGGUAUUUACAAGCAGAUAGUGAAGCACUGCAAGUGGAAUGGAUGGAAGCUAUGCAGGCCAGUAUUGACAAGGCUUUCAAUAGCUCAACCAGUAUUCAAAGUAACAAUGAUAAGAGUGAUUUACAAGGGCCAGGCUCUAUGAGCAACAGUAUGGAUUCUCUCAACAAAGUUUCUGGACCAUCAAGAAGUAAUCUUGAUGUUAUUAGAGCUGUCUCUGGUAAUGACAAGUGUGCAGACUGCAGCAGCACUGAUCCGACCUGGGCAAGUACUAACAUGGGAAUUGUACUGUGUAUAGAAUGCUCAGGUAUUCACAGGAGUUUGGGUGUCCACGUCUCCAAGGUUCGCUCAUUGACCCUUGAUGCAUGGGAACCAGAGCAAGUCAAGUUAAUGACAGAAUUGGGAAAUGAAUUGGUCAAUGGAAUUCUUGAAGCAAAAGUCAACUCCCAUACAAAGAAACCAACUCCUCAAAGUAGCAGGGGUGAAAGAGAGACUUGGAUCAAGUUAAAAUAUGUACAACAUAAGUUUGUUUCCCUGGAAACCUUUCUAAAAAACUGUCAAACUUUGGACAAAGGGAUCAUUAGAAAUCUUGCAAGAAUGAAAGUUCACCACGAGGAAAGGGGCACAAAUUUGGCCGUUGAGAGAACAGACUCCAAAAAAAGUAAACUUUUCAAACGGAAACUUGCCGUGAAGUCAAAGUCAAAGAUGGACAACCGAAAGAGUGCCCCUGCUGAAAUACUCUCUGCAGAUGUAGCAAGUGAAGACUCUGAAAAGUUAGAACAUGUUGCUUCAAGUUUUCUCAGUGAUGAGACUGCUAGCAGUGACUCACAUGAUGAGGACAGACCGGGAACUAGUGCUCCAUCAACAUCAUGUCAAGACAGUGAGAGGAGACGGGCAGCCUCCAUCGGAGCAGCUAUGUCUUCUGACAAGGGUAGAGAUAGGGGAGUUUCAUUUGAUUCAACCAUAAGUGAAGAUGGUCUGACUCACGAGGCAACCAUUUGUGAAAGAGUGCAGAAUAAUGGGGAUGGUGACCUGGAGAAAAGACUGAAGGAGGACAAGGAGAAAGCGAUUGCUGUGUUGAAAAGAGUUCAUCCCAGUAGGUUACUUUUCAAAGCAGCAGAAUGGAAGAGUCUUCCUCUUAUGGCUGCAUCACUUGCAGAAGGUGCCAAAGUGAACUGGGUAAAUGAGGAAGAUGAACGAAAAACAGCACUUCACCAGUCUGUCUUAGGGGGAUCAUUACCAGCUUGUGAGUUCCUUUUACAAAAUGGAGCUAAAAUAAACCAGAAAGACAAGAGGGGAAGAGGUGCACUUCAUCAUGCAGCACUUCUUGGGCAGACAGGUCCUAUCCUCUUGUUCCUGAAGCGAGGAGGUAACCAGCAUGAUGUUGAUGAGAAUGGAGAGGACCCUCUUACAAUUGCACUAAAACAAACAAAUGCAGAUAUUGUUACUCUGUUGAGACUGGCAAGACUGAAUGAAGAAAUGAGAGAAGAUAAUGAGAUUGCCCAGGGUGAUGUUACAUUCAAUGAUGUGUUCAGAGAUUUUUCUAAUAUGGCAUCCAGAGACCCUGACAGGCUUAAACGCAAUUUUGAUUCAAGUGGACCAAGUAGACAGACACAACUGUGAUAACAAAAUCAAUUUGUUCCACCUUAAAUUGAAAACAAAUAUUUGAGGUCACUUCACAUCAAAAUGUUUCAUUCCUCAAAAAUAAGCAAACAAAUUCUCAUUUCAUCGAAGAAACCAAUUUGAAUAUUCACUCUAGAUUUAAUCUUACCACAAACACAAAAGGAGUAAAACAUUAUUUCCAAUUUAUGUUUAGUUUUGUAGUAAUUUGCACCAAUCAGGAAUUAAUGUUCACACUGACAAUAUUACUAACUGUCAUGUAAUGUAAGAAAACUGAACUGUACAAUUAACAUAUUUUUUAUUCAUUAGGAAUUUAAAAUUAUCCCCAUGAUAAUAACAGCAUCGUUUAGAACAGAGAAUAGAAUCUUGCACUGAAUAACUUAAGGAAAGAAAACAUAUCAGUAAAUCAUUGUUAAAAAAAAAUAAUGAAAUUUGUAAAUAAAAUUUCCCCUAUGACAACUGAAUGGAAGGAAGGACAUCAAUGUUUAAUGAAGAGUUGACUGUAUGAAUACUAUGGUCAAAAAGUCAAAGUUGAACAUGAUUAUAUUAAUAUUACAAUGCUCAGUUAUGAAAAAUUGUACAGACUAGCUAGUAUUGAAUCAUUAUUUAGUUGAUUUUGACCAGACUAAGUGGUAUCCUCCAUUAGAUUGAUAUUGAUUUAAAAAAAUAAAAACAGAGUGGUCUCUGCCUUUUUGUUUGAA
Messenger RNA from Pocillopora verrucosa, 3439 nucleotides. The record is from RefSeq and is a predicted model, not a curated record. NCBI's taxonomy places the organism in Eukaryota, Metazoa, Cnidaria, Anthozoa, Scleractinia, Pocilloporidae.